Messenger RNA from Peniophora sp. CBMAI 1063, 2571 nucleotides. Lineage: Eukaryota; Fungi; Basidiomycota; Agaricomycetes; Russulales; Peniophoraceae. The record is from the annotation of a GenBank genome assembly.
AUGGCUGCGCGCGUCACGAUGCCGGCGGGUACGUGCUCUCGCCACAAACCUCCAUCUCUUCCUUUCUUGUCUCUUGGCUAUCUACGAGUCUGGGUUAAGGAUAUGGAGGCUAAGGAAGAGGAUGAGUUACCCAAGGCUGUAUCCGAAUUGCGAAUAGACUCUGCCGAACCGGAUCCGUGGCGUUCGGCUGAACCUGCUAUGACGAGCCCUGUUCAUGCUUCAGAUCCUGCUCCCGUACCCCCAGAGCCUACGAGUAGCUUUGAAGAGAAGUCUAGGAUAGAGGACAAUGAGGAAGAGAUGCACCAUGCACUUGCCGAUCCGGACGUCCUGCAGUCAUUCGACCCGCUGGCAGAGGACAAAGCCGCACACGACGCCUGGGCAUCCUCCGAAGGCCACCCACCGCCCGUACCCUCCAAAUCCGAACCCGACACAUUCUCCUCUACUGCCGGCCCCUCUUCCGAACCUCUUCCAGCCUCGACUUCCGAACCGCCACGCAACCCGAACCCAUUCCCCGGUGCAAUAGCCAAUAUCGCACGCCAAUUCACCUUGCCAAGCGUCAACAUCAAGACGCUCGUGGCGGGCACCGGCCGAUCGCGCUCACACUCUCGGCCGGGGUCUAUGGACUUUGCAACUGCCAUUCAGACGCCUACACCCGUCUCUGCUGGGUCUUUCGCUGCGCAACAACAGCAAUCUGAGCGUGCGAGGUCGAAUCUGGUGCCCACAGAUGACCCAGAAACGGAUGCGCGCGGAUCGCCCAAGUUGGCUGGUACUGGUACUGGUCCCGCUCAACCACGCGUACAAGCCAUCUCGCGUGAAGCAUCGGGGUCGAGGCCAGGGAGUAGGGCUAGUAGGGAAGGCGACCCACCCGCAUUCGACUUCCAGAGGUUCUUGGAUCAGAUGAAGCUCAAGAGUGCGGAGCCGAUCGCAAAGUACCUAAGAUCGUUCUUGAAUAACUUCACAAAGAGAACGUUCACGGUCGCGGACCAGAUCAAGCUCAUCAACGACUUCCUCGGCUUCAUAUCGCACAAGAUGCGCGAUGUCGAGCCGUGGAAGAACGCGUCGGACGCCGAGUUCGAGAACGCGAUGGAGGGCAUGGAGAAGCUCGUGAUGAACCGGCUGUACGACUUCAUCUUCACGCCACAAGUUGCACGCGCUGUCCCGCCACGGCCCGUAACAACCGAUGAUCUUGAACGGGACAGAGUGCUCGCUCAACGGAUCGCGUUGUUUGGAUGGAUUGAGCCGAGGCAUCUGGAUGUGCCAGUCGGUGAAGGGAACAAUGGGACGAACGGCUUCUUGAUGUUCGCCCAGUCAGAACUCAUCAAGGUUAACCACUACAAGGCACCUCGGGACAAGUUGAUCUGUAUCUUGAAUACCUGCAAGGUCAUCUUCGGGUUGAUACGACAUCUGGGGACAGCCGAGAGCGCCGAUACAUUCAUCCCCAUACUCAUCUUUGUCGUGCUCAAGGCAAAUCCGGAACACCUGCUAUCGAACGUCGAGUUCAUCAACCGGUUCCGAAAUCCUGCGAAGCUACAAAGUGAAGCAGGAUAUUAUCUAUCCAGUCUGAUGGGCGCGGUAUCGUUCAUCGAGACAAUGGAUCACACAUCGCUCUCCAACAUCACUCAAGAAGAGUUCGAACGCAACGUGGAAGCCGCCAUUCAGGCAUUGCCCAGCUCCAGACCCCAAUCCCCUCCGAUAUCUGCGUCUUCGUCCUCAUCUUCGUCACUCGCCACACCACUGACACCAACCCGCAAACCGAACUUACCUUCACCCAUCUCUGGCCUCCCACCACCGAUAACACCCACACCUCUCCAAACAUCUAACCUCCAACAAGCGCCCGUAACAUCGCCACAUGCGGGCGACGAACCCGCAACGCCUCUCGCUCUACCCGCAAUAGACGCCAAACGCCUUCUACAGCGCACGGGCGACAACUUGAGCAAACCUCUGAACGCGAUUGGAAGGAUAUUCAGCGAAGCACUGGAUAGUGCCGAAGACAUGCUCAGUCAGCAUCUGCCGCCUCCGCCUGGACUGGGUCAGGGGCCCCAGACGCCUGGGCCAUGGGUUGGUGGAACAAGUACGCCACAGCAGGGAUACGUGCAAGGGCAGGGACAAGUGCAGGGUGGGCAGUAUCAGCCGUGGGUACCCCCGCCCGCAGUGCAGACGCCGUACAAGCCUCGCAUCCGGAGAUCACCCGCCAGCUCGCCCGCAGGUUCAUACGUCGAAGAAUCGCCUUCACGCCCUCCGCGCCCAGUACCGCACCAUCAAUCGAACCUCUCCGCGUCCUCCGCUUCAGCAGUCCCGCCUUCUCUUCUCCAACCCUCGACGACUCUCGGGCAGUUCACGCCUCCGUCGCGCUCGUCAACACCGGCGAACGCGGAGUCGGAGUUGGAUAUUGCGGGUAUGCAGGCGGAGAUUGAUAGGGCUCAUGAGAGGGCGGCGGAUGCUGCGAAGGGGACGUUGGCGCAAAUAUUCCCUGGAGUGGAUUCGGAGAUAUUGGGAUGGGUGCUUGAGGCGAACGAAGGGGAUUUGGGGAAGAGUAUCGAGGCGUUACUGGAGAUGAAUGGAGGGCAGUAG